AUGGGCCUGCGGCUUGCCAUUCUCCUUGAGGGCAUCGACGAAAGCGGAUCCGCACACAUCGAGAUGCUUCCUGCACAGAGGCUCAAGGCGGUGCAGGGCCCGAUCGCCUUCCUUGAUCAGAUUCUGGGCUGCCCUGAGCAUGGGCUGCUCGCCGGCGGCAUUCUCGGCCGCACGGCCGGCCUUGUCGACAAUGUCCCGAAAAGGGGCGAGGACGAGUUCGGAGACAUGAUCCAUCACCUGCUGAAUAUCAAUCCCGCCACGACAGGUACGCACGCGAGCAGGGCAACGGUUUUCGACGGCAGACGACCCCUGGUCCCGGCCACAACUCAGGUUCUCUAG
Messenger RNA from Drechmeria coniospora, 339 nucleotides. RefSeq lists its product as uncharacterized. The coding region runs from base 1 to 339 and encodes 112 amino acids. NCBI's taxonomy places the organism in Eukaryota, Fungi, Ascomycota, Sordariomycetes, Hypocreales, Ophiocordycipitaceae. The record is from RefSeq and is a predicted model, not a curated record. The transcript has a single exon.